Molecule: messenger RNA, 1461 nt
Organism: Euleptes europaea (tarantolino)
Lineage: Eukaryota; Metazoa; Chordata; Lepidosauria; Squamata; Sphaerodactylidae
Gene: ZNF385B
Product: zinc finger protein 385B
Exons: 8
Coding region: 1-1461 (486 amino acids)
Cellular component (GO): nucleus
Molecular function (GO): nucleic acid binding; zinc ion binding
Source: RefSeq, a predicted model, not a curated record
AUGAAGCGCCCAGUAAGCCUUGACUGCCUCUUUGAAGAUGGAAUUAUGACGACAUCGGCGUUCCUGCGGACCUUUGAAGAAAAAGGGUUGAGAAUCGACCGGCCUGACUAUCAGUUGAGUAAAGAGAAGAAGGUCUUUUCCUUCUGCGAAGUGUGCAAUAUACAGUUGAAUUCAGCAGCACAGACUCAGGUUCAUUACAAUGGAAAGUCUCAUCUAAAAAGAGUAAAGCAGCUGAAUAAUGGGAAGUUACCUACAAGCAUGACCACGGGCAGUUUGUUUGCAAGCACCAGCACAGGCAGCACGUGCCACACGACUACUCUUCCUACCCUUGUUCGAACACCUACGCUAAUGAUGCAACCUUCCCUGGAUAUCAAACCAUUUAUGUCCUUUCCAGUGGACGGCAGUUCUUCAGUUGGACUUUUCCCCAAUUUCAACACUAUGGAUCCAGUGCAAAAAGCAGUCAUAAACCACACAUUUGGCGUGUCGCUUCCCCCAAAGAAGAAACAAGUCAUUUCUUGCAAUGUCUGUCAACUUCGCUUUAACUCUGAUAGCCAGGCCGAGGCCCACUACAAAGGAAGUAAACAUGCCAAGAAGGUCAAGGCACUAGAGGCAACGAAAAAUAGACCAAAAGCUGGUGCUCCCAAGGACAGCACAAAGGGUAAUGCGAGCUGCUCCGCCACGCCAGUUCCGGCCAGCCUCUCUGACAAAUCAGAAGACAAGGCAAACCUGAAAGCGAAUGGCUCGAGUCAGCUUCCAAAUGUCGAAGUGGUCCCUUUUAUAUCUCAAUCUGGCUCUACAGCAUCAGCUGCCACAAUGGGAAGACCCUCAUCGUCAACUUCCUCCAAGAGCACCAAUGGAAUGACGAAUGCUGUUUCCGAGUCGGAAGAGGAGAAAGCCAAAAAAUUGCUUUACUGUUCAUUAUGCAAAGUGGCUGUGAACUCCCUUUCACAGCUAGAAGCCCAUAACACGGGUUCCAAGCACAAGACGAUGGUUGAAGCUCGGAAUGGGGCAGGCCCAAUUAAGUCUUACCCUAGACCUGGAUCCAGACUGAAGACUCCAAAUGGCAUGAAGGGCUCAGGGUUGCAGAACAAGACAUUUCAUUGUGAGAUUUGUGACGUCCAUGUCAAUUCAGAAAUUCAACUUAAGCAGCACAUUUCCAGCAGAAGACACAAAGACAGAGUAGCAGGGAAGCCUACGAAACCGAAGUACAGUCCUUACAACAAACUGCAGCGUAGCCCAAGUAUUUUAGCAGCAAAACUUGCAUUCCAGAAAGAUCUCAUGAAGCCCCUGGCACCGGCGUUCCUUUCAUCUCCUCUCGCUGCCGCAGUGUCGACAACUUUGUCUCUUCCUCGUCCUUCCGCUGCUUUGUUCCAGGCACCAGCAAUACCCACCGCUCUCCUAAGGUCAGGGCAUGGCCCCAUCCGAGCUACUCCAACAUCGAUCCUUUUCACGCCCUACUGA